UCCUUUGAUUUUGUGUGUUUUCUAGCUGAUUCUAAGUUGGCAGCUUGAUUCAUGGAUCUCGCAGCAAAAGACUUAUAUAUUCAACAGUUCGCAAGUAAAGUGUUUUCACGAGGAGACCAGGAGCCGAAGGAGAGACCGUAUGCUCAUUUCAAGACUAAAAAUAACACCGGCCCUCCCAAGAAGAACAACAGCCGAAAGAAAACCCCCAAGGAGAAAUUCAAAGAUGGAAAACCAGCGACUGCUAAACCCCAACAGAAGCCCUCGGCCUCUCUAGCAGCACAGAAGAAUCCAACUAAACAAAAAGAGUUUAAAUCCAAGAGCACAGAUGGAGUGAAUGCACAGAUGCCAAAAGGUGAAAAUGUUGGCUCACAGUUCUCAACAGUGGAUGUUCUACGCAAGAGGCUCCACGAAAAGAUCGAAGAGUCCAGAGGACAGGGAGCCCCAAAGGAUCCAUCUUCAGAGGCAGUACAGGCAAAACGAGCAAAACGGAAGCUGGAACGGGAGCGAAAGAAGAGGAAGAGGAUGGAGUUUCGGAUGAAGAAGCUGGCAGAAAAAAGUGGCCAAGACGGAGUGCCAGAGAUAAAAGAGGAAGAGACACCUGCUCCCACCGCUGACACGAAAAGAAACGAAAGUGCUCUUGUCUUCAACAGGGUGGAGACGGUGGAGGACGAGUAUGUUGACAAAAUGCUGAAAAAGAAGGUCAAGAAGCAGAACGUCAAAGGGAAGAUAACGCCGCUGACGGGCAGCAACUACAAGCAGCUGCUGAGCCGCGUGGAAGCGCGCAAAGCAAAGCUGGAGCAGCUGAGGGAGAAAGACGAGGGCAAAGCGCGCAAGAUGGAGGAGAAGAUCAGGUGGACCAACAUGCUUUACAAAGCGGAGGGCGUCAAAAUCAAGGACGACGAGGCGAUGCUGCGCGCCUCGCUGCACAAGAAGGAGAAGCGACGCGCUCAGAGGAAGAAGAACUGGGAGAAGCGCAGCGAGAACGUCCUGGUGAAGAUGCAGCAGAAGCAGGACAAGAGACGCAAGAACCUCCAGAAGAGCAAGCAGAUGAAAGUGGAGAAGAAGAAGGCCCGCGCGCGGAAGAAGGGCAGAAUCCUGCCUGAGGACUUGAAAAAGGUCACGCUGUAGAGGAAAUGUCCCAAUACAUGAACCUGUCUGUGCUGAAGCUGCUGCUGAGGCACAGGUUGUAUCAUCGCACCUGUCCGAAGAUUUGAUGCCAAUAAAAUGUGUUCCUUUGUCAGAA
This is a messenger RNA of Betta splendens (Siamese fighting fish), 1243 nucleotides long. RefSeq names its product surfeit 6 (gene surf6). The transcript has 4 exons. Lineage: Eukaryota; Metazoa; Chordata; Actinopteri; Anabantiformes; Osphronemidae. Gene Ontology annotation, molecular function: RNA binding; DNA binding. Gene Ontology annotation, cellular component: nucleolus. Gene Ontology annotation, biological process: ribosomal large subunit biogenesis; ribosomal small subunit biogenesis. The record is from RefSeq and is a predicted model, not a curated record. Bases 52 to 1128 code for a protein of 358 amino acids.